Symphalangus syndactylus (siamang) is the source of this 3076-nucleotide messenger RNA. RefSeq lists its product as uncharacterized. Lineage: Eukaryota; Metazoa; Chordata; Mammalia; Primates; Hylobatidae. The record is from RefSeq and is a predicted model, not a curated record.
AUGGUAGCCGCGCCGUCAGAUCUCGCGGUGCCUAAGGGGAGGCGGGGAUCUUGGGAGCGAGAAGAGGAAAAACUUUAUUGGCAGUUUUCCCGCGAAGACACUAACACGCCCGGCCUGGAAGUGGAAGAAAGGGACGGGAUCGCUGCCUGUGGCCUGCAGAGGGCGCCGCGGGCCCGCGGUGGGGGCACCGCCCCGCCUCUCGGCCCUCUUCUGGGCGGAGCCGCCCAGCCGUGUCCCCGGCGCCACCGCCCUCUCGGCGUUCUUUGUGAUGCGCCCGGUGCGUCACGCCCCCGCCCCGUGCUUCCGUUUUCCGUUCCGCCGGCGUGUCUCGCUCCGCGGCCACCUCUUCCCCAACGCUACCCGCUCCGCACUCUGACUCGCUGCUCCUCUGUGCUGGCAGAGUGCGCCCAGAACGUAGCCGGACCCAAGGGUUUACCACAUUGGCUGGUGUAUCCGUCUGCUGUGCAACCCCAUUUAUCUCCGGGUCCCCAUCCCCUAGCAAGUCCCUGGCGCACAGUGAGCUCUGAUGAAAAGCAGCCCAUCUACCUCCUCCAACCAGACCAAAGUAGCCCAGAUGCUUUAUUCUCCAUGACUUGUAACACCUCAGUACCUUUGUAUUUGCUGUUCCAUCUACCUGGAGAGCCUUCCCAGGGAGCUAGAGGAGGGAGAGAUUUCUAUGAACUGAAGAGGGAGGAUACUGGGAUGAGGAUGCUUGUAAUGUGGUGCACACUGAUUACCAGAGCACAGCUGAGAUACUGUUGGGCCCUGUCCCCUCCCAAAGCACACAUCACAUCCCAGGGUGCACACCAGUAAAUGAUCAGAUUCUGGACAUGGGGAGCCAAGGACGGGGAAGGCAGAGAGAGGAGCAGAAUUGCAACCACUGUCAUCAUGAAGGAAGCUGGGUGAGAGAGCUGGCACAAGGUGGCAACAUUUGCAUAAAGAGGACAAACAACUGGAAAUACCGCCAGGGGGCGUGCAUAGAUGUAACACACCAGUCAUGCUCUUUCCCUGCGGUUACCAGGCGGGGUUUGAUCACUAUGCAUAACCUGAGAAAGAUAGACAAACUCAGCAGACAGAUAGAUAGGUUGGAGGUGCUUAGAUAGACAAAUAUGACCAGCCUCCUAAGCUCAUCCUGGUGUUAUGACUGGCCACACCAAAACGUAACAUCUCCAGUCUAUCUGAUAUCAUUGAACAGGUCUCCUCUAAGGCAAGGAGUUGGAUUCCCCUAGAAUACCUGCCAAAGUGCAGUGGAAGGGAAGGAGGUCUUGCCUGGGGGCAGUGGUCACUGGGCCUGGGUUUCUGUGCUGAUUCUGCCCUUAGCAACCUGGGUGACCUAGGGCAAGUCACUUAACAUUUCUGCGCUACACUUUUCUGACUUGUAAAAUCACAUGCUUGGGUGGCAGAUGCAGACUGUUAGUAAUUUUAAAACUUUAGAGAUCACGGAGGAGAAAACUGAGAACCAAAGAACUUAAAUUACUUGUCCAAAGCCACUUGAUGAGGGAGUGGAAUGACCGAGAGGAUGUGGAUUCUGGAACCAGGGCCAGUUCCACGUGAUGGUUCCAACACACCCCUCACGGUGCCCUCUAGUGAUCUACUGUCUCCUCAUCUCUCUUCCUCCUCUGCAGAACAGAGGAAUAGCAGCACCUACCUCCCAAGGUUUGGGAAGAAUAAAUGAGUACCUGACACAAGGAAAGCCUCCAAUAUAUGUUAGACCAGGCCUAUUUUUAGUGAUGAACCAGAGGCUCAUACCCACAAAUCUUUUCUUCCAGUCUUUCUAUGAGGCCACGUGCCCUGAUGAAGGUCCUUUUCAGCUCCCAAAUUCUAUGAUUCUAAGUUGGAAAGAUUAAGAUGCAAGUUAUUUCCAAAACUCUCCAGGCAGAAACACAAAAGCCUAUUUGAAGGAUUCAUUAUUCACUCUCUGUUGCCUCAGUCACUUUCUAUGGAUGAUGAUUCAUGGAGAAUAAUCACAGCAGAGAAGAUCUGUCCAAUGCUAGGAGAGAAGGCAGUAAAGCAAACUCCUUCGCAUGUUCAGCUCCUAUUCUCCAGUAUGCGUCUUCACUUGUUAAGCGGUGGCAGCGUUUCUUGGCCUCACUGCCUUUCUUCUCUGGGAAUUUGAGGCCUUCUCUUGGUAUAGACUGUUGCUAGUGCAGUCACUGCCCACCCAGCACCGCUCCUCAAAAUGCCGGGGAGAGGGUCCUGCCUCUCUGGCCAAGCAAAAGCCCUCACAGAAGCAGCUGUCACCAAUGGCACUGGCUCUUCUCAGGGUGUCCAGGCUGAAAUGUUUAGCAUGCCCCAGGUUGAUGUCUAAUCAGAGCUAUGAGAAUUCUCUGGCUUCUGAAAAACAACAGAAGAGACUUAAGAGCCAGCCUGGUGGAAGUAAAUAUGCAGAUAGCCAAACCUGAGAUGUGACCUCUUUUUCUCCUCACCCCAUGGUCUCAGGAGGAGAAGCAGGUGGCUUUUCUUUCCCUCUUGCUAACAUGUCACUCCCUGGCAAGCUGCCAACCACUGGUCCUUACUUACAGCUAGCUAGUGGAGAUGGCCAAGUGGUAUCUGAUAAAAUGAGCCUUUGCUCUGAGUUCCAGGCCAUGGUAAGGUUACAGGGCAGCCAGCACUGGGCCUCUGGAGUAUCAGAUGUUACAGAAUGUCCCAGGAGAGUCCUGGGUAUGAGCCAUUUUCCUUCCUGGUACAGUUUGCAUCCACCAGCAUUAGUUUGCACAAAUGCCGUAUUUCCCUUAGCUGUGCCCUGGCAUUCUUCACGUGUUCUUCAUAGUUCAAAAAUAUUUGCUUUUCCUGGCCCAGCAUGGUGGCUCACGCCUGUAAUCCCAGCACGUCGGGAGGCUGCAGUGAGCAGAUUGCUUGAGCUCAGGAGUUCAAGACCAACCUGGGCAACAUGGCAAAACCCUGUCUCUACAAAAAAAAAAAAAAAAAAAUUACUGGGCAUGGUGGCAUGUGCCUGUAGUCCCAGCUACUUUGGCGGCUUAGGUGGGAGGAUCACCUGAGCCAAGGGAGCUCAAGGGUGCAUUGAGCCGUGAUCACACCACUGCACUCCACCUGGUUGACAGAGUGAGACCCUGUC